AUGCUCCUAGAUCGAGGCGCAGACGCCAACGCCUCGGACUUGGAUAAAGGCAGUGCACUCCAAUCCGCGUCGUUCAGCGGGAAUGCCAAUAUUGUACGGUCACUGCUCGACCACGGUGCUGAUAUUGAUGCCCAGGAAGGGGAACUCUGGAAUCCACUGCACACCGCUGCACAAAGAGGGCAUGAGAAGGUUGUGCAGGUACUGCUAGAUCGAGGCGCCAGUGUAAUGCUCGGAAAGGGGAGUAUGACAGUACUGCGCUUCAUUUUGCAUCAUCCAAUGGCCAUGAAACCAUUGUGCAGAUGCUACUUGACCACGGUGCGGAUCUCAGUAUGCAAGCCGCAGAUCGGAGUAUCAGAGGCGAUCCCGUCUAUCCGACACUUACUCACGCGGUGA
This is a messenger RNA of Penicillium egyptiacum, 393 nucleotides long. Lineage: Eukaryota; Fungi; Ascomycota; Eurotiomycetes; Eurotiales; Aspergillaceae. The record is from the annotation of a GenBank genome assembly.